AUGAUUACCAAUGAUCAAGCUCAGUCGAUCUGUCCUGCGCGAACAUCUGACUGCACGAAAUUCUUGCAAGUAAAAUCAUACCAUACCAGUAUUAAACUGCAGAAAUCAUCUACUGCCGCAAUUACAGUCAAAAGAUGUCCUCCGCUCGGAAUUUUUCAGAAGCGUCAUAUAACAUCACCUGCAUCGACUUUAGAGUCGAGCGACGAUUUCCUCUCUGGUAGCGCAGCAUCGUACAUUGAUGAAAUGUAUCUGGCUUGGAAAAAUGAACCUAAGAGUGUACAUAUUUCUUGGCAAAUAUACUUCAAAAAUAUUGAGACGGGCAGUAUGCCGAUAUCACAAGCUUUCACGCCUCCUCCAACCAUAGUUCCUACACCAACAGGGGGUGUCCCAAGCUUCUUGCCCGGAACAGGUGUAGGUAUAGGUCAUGAUUCUGACGUUACCAAUCACCUCAAAGUUCAACUUCUAGUACGUGCCUAUCAAGCACGCGGUCACCAUAAAGCCAAAAUUGAUCCACUAGGAAUCAGGCGGGAAGCUGGGGAAUUUGGCUACAGUAACCCCAAAGAGCUUCGCCUCGAACGCUAUAAUUUUUCCGAAAAGGACCUUGAUACCGAAUAUAACCUUGGCCCUGGUAUACUACCCCGCUUUAAGAAGGAUGGACGUGAGAAAAUGACUCUAAGGAACAUUAUUGAGGCAUGUGAACGCAUCUAUUGCGGCUCAUAUGGAAUCGAGUACAUUCACAUCCCGGAUCGCGAACAAUGUGACUGGCUACGAGAGCGUGUCGAAGUAGAACAGCCGUUCAAGUAUUCAAUCGAUGAAAAACGUCGCAUACUGGAUCGACUAAUCUGGAGCUCAAGCUUUGAGAGUUUUUUGGCAACAAAAUACCCCAAUGAUAAACGUUUUGGUCUAGAAGGUUGUGAGACUCUUGUUCCUGGGAUGAAGGCCUUGAUUGACCGUAGUGUGGAUUUUGGUGUAAAGGAUAUCGUUAUUGGUAUGUCCCACCGUGGGCGACUGAAUGUCCUCAGUAAUGUUGUCCGGAAACCAAACGAGUCGAUUUUUAGUGAGUUUGGCGGGACUGCCACUGCUGGUGAUGAGGGCUCCGGUGAUGUUAAGUACCAUCUGGGAAUGAACUUCGAAAGGCCUACUCCUUCUGGAAAACGCGUCCAACUUUCACUUGUGGCCAACCCCUCCCAUUUAGAGGCUGAGGACCCUGUAGUCCUCGGGAAGACUAGAGCAAUUCAGCACUACAACAAUGAUGAGGUAACCCACAACACUGCUAUGGGCGUUCUUCUUCAUGGUGAUGCUGCAUUCGCCGCACAAGGUGUCGUAUACGAGUGUCUAGGAUUUCACUCGCUUCCAGCGUACUCAACUGGCGGCACAAUUCAUCUGGUAGUUAACAAUCAGAUAGGUUUUACAACUGACCCAAGGUUUGCGCGAUCUACCGCUUACUGCACAGAUAUUGCUAAAUCAAUUGACGCACCUAUCUUUCAUGUAAACGCUGAUGAUGUUGAAGCUGUUAAUUUUGUCUGCCAGCUGGCUGCUGACUGGCGCGCUAAAUUCCGCAAAGAUGUUGUAAUUGAUCUUGUCUGUUACCGGAAACAUGGACACAACGAGACCGAUCAGCCCUCUUUUACUCAACCCCUCAUGUACAAGCGAAUACAAUCUCACAAGUCUCAGAUUGAAAUAUACAUUAAUCAACUUUUGAAAGAUGGAAGCUUUACUAAAGCUGACAUCGAGGAACAUCAAAAAUGGGUCUGGCAUACGCUGGAGGAAAGCUUUGCAAAGAGUAAAGAUUACUCGCCUACUUCAAAGGAAUGGACCACGUCUGCAUGGAACGGUUUCAAGUCGCCGAAAGAACUUGCUACAGAAGUACUUCCCCAUAAUCCUACUGGGGUUCCACAUCAUACCUUAAAACAUAUAGGCGAAACGAUCGGUUCAUACCCCGAAAACUUCAAUGUGCACCGAAAUCUAAAACGAACUCUUGCAAAUAGAAUUAAGACCGUGACUGAAGGCACUAAUAUUGAUUGGUCAACAGCCGAAGCUCUCGCCUUUGGAUCACUAGUGACUGAAGGACAUCAUGUCCGGGUUUCAGGUCAAGACGUGGAGCGAGGCACUUUCUCUCAAAGGCAUGCAGUCUUUCAUGAUCAAGAAGACGAAAAAACAUACACACCUCUACAACACAUUAGUAAGGAUCAAGGGAAAUUUGUUAUCUCCAAUUCCUCUCUUAGCGAAUUUGGUGCUCUUGGCUUCGAAUAUGGAUACUCACUCUCAUCACCCAAUGCGCUUGUAAUGUGGGAGGCCCAGUUUGGUGAUUUCGCUAAUAAUGCUCAAUGUAUUUUUGACCAGUUUAUCGCCUCUGGAGAAGUAAAAUGGAUGCAGAGAUCAGGUCUAGUUAUUUCCCUUCCUCACGGAUAUGAUGGUCAAGGGCCUGAGCAUUCUUCAGGCCGCAUGGAAAGAUACCUUCAACUUUGUAAUGAAGAUCCACGUAUCUUCCCGUCGCUGAAAAAAAUAGAGCGACAGCACCAAGAUUGUAACAUGCAAAUCGCAUAUAUGACCACACCCUCAAACUUAUUCCAUAUCCUCAGGAGACAAAUGAAUAGACAAUUCAGGAAACCUCUGAUAAUUUUCUUUUCCAAAUCUCUUCUGCGACAUCCAUUAGUCCGAUCACCCAUUGAAGAAUUUACUGGUAACUCUCAAUUCAAAUGGAUUAUUCCAGAUUCAGAACAUGGCAAAUCAAUAGAUGAUCAUGCUAAAAUUGACCGCAUUAUUCUUUGUACUGGGCAAGUUUAUGUUGCGCUUCACAAGUUUCGUGCAGAUAACAACAUUAAAAACACUGCCAUUACACGUAUUGAACAGUUGAAUCCAUUCCCAUGGCAACAAUUAAAGGAGAAUCUUGACAGCUAUCCGAAUGCUAAGACAAUAGUUUGGUGCCAAGAGGAACCAUUAAACGGCGGUGCAUGGAGCUUCACACAACCCCGAAUUGAAACACUGUUAAACCAAACAGUAAACCAUGAUCACAAGCACGUGAUGUACGCAGGCCGUAACCCAAGCGCUAGUGUAGCCACAGGUAUAAAAGGAAACCAUACCAAAGAAGAAAAGGAAUUAUUGGAAACUGCCUUUCAGGUAACUCAAGAUAAGCUUAAGGGAGAAUAG
Molecule: messenger RNA, 3150 nt
Organism: Blumeria graminis f. sp. triticale
Lineage: Eukaryota; Fungi; Ascomycota; Leotiomycetes; Helotiales; Erysiphaceae
Source: the annotation of a GenBank genome assembly